UAUUGGCAUGGAUGGUAAACCGGGUCUUCCUGGGCCAAAAGGAAGUCAGGGGCCAGCUGGACCAAAGGGAGAUAAGGGUGAUCAAGGAGAGAUUGGGCCUAGGAUGGUCUUUCCUCGUUAUGAUCAUGGCUACAUCUCUGCAGACCAGCCCACUUUCCAGAGACGUAUGCUAAAGGGUGACCAAGGUCAGGCUGGUCCCCCAGGUCCACCUGGCCCACCUGGGCCCCCAGGUCCAAGAGGUCCUCCUGGGAAUACAGGAAAGGAUGGACCCCGAGGUCCCACUGGAGAACCAGGUGCACCUGGGCAAGAAGGCAUUGAGGGACCUAGAGGUUUACCAGGGGAUCCGGGUGAAGAUGGUCAAGCAGGUCAUCCAGGCCCACCUGGACCUCUUGGUUCAAAGGGACAAGCAGGUGAUCCAGGACUAAAGGGUGACAGAGGCAUGGAUGGCCUUCCUGGUCUUAAAGGAGAUAAAGGAGAAAUUGGAGAAAGAGGACCUCAGGGAGAAAUGGGUCUUCCUGGGGAGAAAGGUGCACCUGGCUCAAGUGACACAAUCACCUUCAAUGACAAACUUAUAGAUGCUUUUCGGGCAAUCCACACCAUCAGUGUCUCGGGACCACCGGGGCCUCCUGGACCCCCAGGCCUCUCUGGAAAUGAUGGUGCAAAGGGAGAACUAGGCUUGCCUGGACCUGCUGGAAUUGAUGGCGAGAAGGGAGAAAAGGGAGACAGUGGUGAGCCAGGCGAGCCUGGAGAAAGAGGAGAGAAAGGAGAGAUGGGACUCUCAGGUCCAGCUGGAAUGGAUGGACCGAAAGGCGAGAAAGGAGAUAGCAGGCUAGAGGAUAACCUUGUGCAGAUGAUUUCUCAGCCAGGACCACCAGGUCCCAGAGGACCUCCAGGUUUUAUGGGUCAUGCUGGCAUGCCUGGUUCAAAGGGUGAUCGGGGAGAAAGUAUUAAAGGAGAAAAGGGGAACAGUGGGGCCCCAGGUGUGCCGGGUAUCCAGGGCCCUCAAGGGCCUUUAGGCCCAGCAGGUUUGGUUGGCCUUCCAGGUACCAAGGGUGAAAAAGGAAAGCCGGGAGAACCUGGAUUAGACGGGUAUCCUGGCCAUACGGGAGAAAAGGGAGACAUGGGCAUAAAAGGAGAAAAAGGUGAACGUGGCACUGUAGGAAAAAGAGGACUAAAAGGGCAGAAAGGGGAACAAGGUCCACCUGGAUUAGACCAGCCCUGUCCUGUGGGUUCUGCGGAUUGUAAAGGCCAGGCAGGCCAGACAGGGGAAAGAGGGCAGCCUGACACUGAGGUUCCCUGUCGGCUGGGACCAGACGGGCUUCCAAUACCAGGAUGUUGGCACAAGGACGAAGGGACAGUCCAGAGAAUCAAACGGAAGCGCCUCUCCCAGCCGUGAAAAUGAGAUGGAGAACUGGUGUAUUUGUCACAACAGACACUGAAGUCUGGCAACAUGUACUGCAAUAGUAGGGCAUGCAGGGGGGCACAAUGUUUCUUAUCUCUCUUCUCCAGUGAGACUGUUUGGCGAUAGCUAAUCCGAAGCUGGUAAAGACUGAAAGACCAGAAAUCGGCUUUUUAAAGCAAGCUGAGUGUUGGUAAAGUGUCAAAAGUGUUUGGCAUUAGUGUUAUUGAAGAGCUAACUGAUAUGGAAUAUCAUUUUUUGAUUUACUAAUGUUAACAUUUGGUAUUUUUUUCUUCCGAUGAUCAACGUCAUAGUCUGCAGGAAAUUACCCUCUGAUUAUUUUUGCUGCUGGUGCUGCAUUGUUGGGUUUGUGUUGGUUUAAAUAUUGUAUUUUGUAUUUUAUGUACACUUCUACGAGAUUGUAUUAUAUUUUCUUAACAUUUUAUCUGAUAGUUAUUGUUGAGUGACGACCAUGUUUGAUUUAACGUCACGCUCAAGCUGUUUUGUGCUGUUGUUGUAUUGUAUGUGCUGACUGCAUUUUGAAGGAAAAGAUGUUUUGGUCACUUUGUUGGAUGUGACUUACUCCAUCACAUGUCAAACGUAUCAACUGCUUGGCUCCUAUUAUAGAACAAUUAUACCUGUUGAGUUAAUGCCCAUAAUAAGCGCAUUUACAAAAUAUAUGAUUUUGGCAAUAGGGUUACAUUAAUGUUAGUAAAGUGAUCAUUAAAACUUUCCAGUAGUGAGGUAAAAGCAUCUUUUGAAAUGAUGUCUGGCAGUAAAAAGUUAGGUGUGAAGGAAAUCCUGAAGCCUGCACAGAGCCCUGACUGUUGUUAAAUCAAGGUCCAGGGUCACUCUCACAAACAGCAGGUCAUUAUAUUUUCUUUAUGUACAUUGUAUAUAUUUUACUUAAUUAUGCUCUGUAUUUUCUGUACUUUUGCUGUAAAAUAUUUUAGCUUAUCCCCACUCUAUACUAGUAUAGUUUGAGUCUUUACAGUGGUAAAUACUUUCUAAAUAGGCUACAUCCUUCUUUUCGAGCUGCACCUCAAAUCACAUAAUGUAUCCCAAAAUAUAGAAGAAAAGUAGUAAAGGGGAACACUGCAUGAUCAGUGGCUGAUAAGAGGUCAAUAUGUGAUUUAUUAGUUGGCAACAAAACAUCUUUUAAAUCCAGAAUUUAUAACUCCAUAUAAUUGGAUGUGUGCUUGAAAAAUGCACAUAUCUGUGAGUGAUCGACUGCUUAAUACAGUGUAUAAUCAGUGUACAGAACUGAUCAUGUACAGUCUUCAGGCUGCUCACAAAGACAGCGGUCAUUCUUUCAGUCAGCAAGCUAGAAGGCUGGGUUCUAAACUGGACUUUAUUCACUAUACAAUGUACUCAUAAAAUUAAACUUUACCACCGAUGGAUGAGUAAUCAAACAGACUAUUUAGUACAUGGUGUGAUGGUUGGGACACAUUUGGCCCUAAUAUUGCUAGUUCAGGAACAAUUUUCAUGUUGUUAAUUGUGUGACAUACUGAUAUAAUCUUUCUGCUUCAAAUAUUUAUUUAUUUAUUAAUUCCUCCCUUUUUCCCCUCAACCAAGUUGUAUCCAAUUUCAUAUUACAACCACCAAUCCUCCACCAAAACCUUUACAAUUUGCUGAUGCAGCCCCCUUUCCCCAACAAGAUAGGCUGCAGACUACAACACAUGCACAGCCAAUGACCACUUCUUACAUUGGCAACUUGGUGGUGGCGGGGCUUGAACCGGCAACCUUCUGUUUACUAGUCCAGUACCUUAACCACUGAGCUAUCACUGGCCCCCGAGCUAUCACUUCUUGACACCUGCAAGAGGCGGGAUCUCACAGAGUGCAAUAUUAAGUGUAGAGCCAGGUGGUGCCAUCCACGAUAAACCGCCUGUUGAGCAAGUGCCUUGAUCAGCCAGUGCAGCAGCAAUGAAGAAUCCCUGCUCAACCAUUCCACCACCCCCUACAGACACAGCUAAUAGUGUCUGGUUAGGCACCCAUGCCAGUCGAUAGCAAAGCUGAGAUUUGAACUGGGAAUGCAGUAGUGAUGUGCUAGCAUAUUAGAUUGCUGCGCCACCUGAGCUAUCCUUUCUUUUUAUGCCCAUUUUUAGUUUGUAAUUUACGCAUUUUCUUUCUAUUUAUUUAUGCAUGUUUCUCCCAAUUUCUCCCGAUUUUGCGUAGUCAAUCUGUCUACCGCUGCUUGGGAUCCCCGAUUGCAUUCGAGGAUGGUAUGAUGCUGCUCAUUUUUGCCUCCCAUCAUCAAAAUAGUUGUUUACUUGUCAGUUAUGCUUUUCUAACCUCAAGUUACUACUUACUACUGUUUGUAAGUAAAAUAUAGUAAUGAAAUCAAUGGUGAACUAAUUAAACACACUUAUAUUGUAGUUAUAGUUUCAAAAGAGCUAUUCAUGUGCUAUUUGAACACACUUAAUAUAUUUAGAGCAUCUAGCAGAUAGUUUUGUCCCAAGCAUCUUACAUUCAAAACCAAAUAGAAUUUAAGCAACUGAGGGUUAAGGUCCUUGCUUGUCAGCAGUCACAACUUGCAGUAGUAGGGCUCAGGAAUCAGGUAUCUUCUGAUUACUAGUCCAGUAACUCUGAGCUAAACCCUGACUGCUGUUAGGUAUUUAGGUAUCCUGAAUCCUUAGCUCUAUUGUCUGAUCUUACGCUGGUGCAGUGGCCUCUGGGUUUCUCCUGGUGCAGGACAAUGCCCAGCCUCAUGUGAACAGAGUGCAUAGGCAGUUCCUGGAUGACAAAGACAUUGACUGGCCCUUAGGUUCCCCAGACCUGAAUCCAACUGAAAACCUCUGGAAUGUUAUGUAUCAGUGCAUCUAAUGCUGCUCAGUAGUGACACAGACUGUCCAGUAGUUCACUGAUGCAGUGAUCUAGGUCUGAUCCCUCAGAAUGCCGUCUGCUGUCUCAUGAGAAGCAUACGGGCACGUGGGAGCCAUACAUGCUACUUAGUCACAUUAUAAGUUGUAGUGAUGAACUUCAUGCAAAUUGGAUAUGUGAUUAAAAUGUAUACUUUAAUUUUUGGUGUGAUUUUGAAUUCAGGUCUAACUGGGUUGAUUCAUGUUCAGUUUCCAAUGAUUGUUAUGUCAUUUUUUCCUCAAGAAAUCCUACAAUUUAUAUCAGUAAGGAUUUUAAACUUAAAUCUAAGAUCCAAAAGUGUGAUUUAAGUGACAUUUAUUUUUUGAACAGUGUAUAUCAUUGUAUCUGAAUCUUAACAUACAGUACAUAAUACAGUUGUACCAUGAAUGGCUUAUUAGUACUCUCAUGUUAAAAUAUAUACAUUACAGUUCUAAAAGGUACAUUUUAAUAUAUUCAUUUACAUCUGUGUACAAUGGCAUGCUGUUCAGAUGAGCAUUUGGAGUGGAAAUCUAAUGAUUAAAUUAUUUUGUGUGCAUGUAAACAAACUCUGAUCCUUAGAGAAUCAAGUUUGAUUUGAAAGAAUAAAGGAAAUUGUAGCAUAUAUAUGCAGCAUAUAUAAGAAGUCACAUUACCAUUAUUCACACUGACAUUAGAGCCUCUGCUCUACACAGACAAUGUACUAUAGAGUUCCGUCAUAUGUUACAUCAGUAAUUUAAGAGUGUAGACAAAGCUAUUUUUUGUAUUUAGCAGUUGUGUUUGUCAAAAACUGAGCUUUUCAUAUAAAAUGCUUUUAAUUACUACUUACUGUGAAAGCUUGUUUUUUGGAUGAAAUGUAUUUUUAUAGUAUUAUUGGAGAAAUGUUACUGCUGAACUGGGAUUUGUAUUAACAUUAUUAUUUCUAUAAGGGAAAAAAACGCUUCCUUAUCAGCUGCUUGCCAUCAGGUCAGCUUCUUUUAAUAAACAUGUUUUUAUACAAUAAAUGUAAAGUUUGUUUAAAGUAUUUGUUCGCUUUUGUGUAAUGCUCUUUCUGAUGGUUAAUUGAAUAAAGGUAUUACACAGUAAUUGUUCAGUAUUUUCUAAAUUAAACUGUUAUGUAUUUGGUCUGUUAGUAAAUUCUAUGCAUUCUGUGUGCAAGUUUAGGAUUGAAUUGCUCUGUAAAACUGUUCAUUCUUAAUGCGGAGUAAAAAC
Trichomycterus rosablanca is the source of this 5446-nucleotide messenger RNA. Its product is annotated as collagen alpha-1(XXIII) chain-like. The transcript is spliced from 27 exons. The record is from RefSeq and is a predicted model, not a curated record. Lineage: Eukaryota; Metazoa; Chordata; Actinopteri; Siluriformes; Trichomycteridae. Bases 8 to 1396 code for a protein of 462 amino acids.